This is a messenger RNA of Ostertagia ostertagi, 594 nucleotides long. NCBI's taxonomy places the organism in Eukaryota, Metazoa, Nematoda, Chromadorea, Rhabditida, Trichostrongylidae. The record is from the annotation of a GenBank genome assembly.
AUGACAGGGAAAAAACUACCCGUUCUGGUUAUUGCAGCCAUUCUUGUUGUUGCCGGUAUUUAUCUGGCCACAGCUUAUAAUACACUGGUGCGCAAAGAAGAAAAGAUAAAACUGCAGUGGAAUGAAAUACAGAAUGUGUACCAGCGCAGGCUGGAUUUGGUUCCCAGCCUGGUGAAUACGGUAAAGGGGCUGGCAGAUUUUGAACAGACCACCCUUGAAAAUAUUGCUGAGGCAAGAAGCAGGGCUGCACAGGUAAGCGUAUCUUCCACCAAUCCCAGUGCAGCAACCUACCAGCAGCAGCAGGCAGCGCAGGACAACCUUGCAUCGGCUACCAACCGCCUUUUAAUCAGCGUAGAGAAAUACCCUGCUUUGAAGGGAACGGCUGCUUUUGCAGGACUUCAAACCCAGCUGGAAGGCACAGAAAGAAGGAUAAAAGUAGCCAGAAAGGAUUUUAAUGCUGCCGUGGCAGAUUAUAAUAACAGCGUAAGAAGUUUUCCUUCCAGUAUCGCUGCCCGUCUUUUUUCCUUUAAAACAAAAGAAGGGUUUGAAGCUGUUGUAAAUGCCGAUAAGGCCAUUGAAAUAAAAUUUAACUAA